AUGGCCGUUAAGGACAGAGAUCGUCCUCAGGGUCUCUACAGCAAGGAACAUGGGGGGCUGUACUGGACUGGACCCUUGACGCACGAAAGCAGGAUGACGCCGGAGGGUUUUCACCGGUUUAUGUCUAAUACGCUGAUAUCUCAUGGAUCUGAACAGGAUUUCCAAAACAUUCAGAGGUCUUGGCGAUGCUGGGGGCAAAGGCAAGCAAAAGGAUUGGGUAAAGGUGAUGACGGCGCUGGGGUUUGGAGUCGAAUGAUGUGGGGCAAGGAUCAUGAGGCUUCUCAAGAUGCUGCUACUACUACGACAGGAUGUCCAUAA
Messenger RNA from Fusarium graminearum PH-1, 318 nucleotides. RefSeq lists its product as uncharacterized. NCBI's taxonomy places the organism in Eukaryota, Fungi, Ascomycota, Sordariomycetes, Hypocreales, Nectriaceae. The transcript has a single exon. Bases 1 to 318 code for a protein of 105 amino acids. The record is from RefSeq and is a predicted model, not a curated record.